Molecule: messenger RNA, 1674 nt
Organism: Ochotona princeps (American pika)
Lineage: Eukaryota; Metazoa; Chordata; Mammalia; Lagomorpha; Ochotonidae
Gene: SERINC5
Product: serine incorporator 5
Exons: 12
Coding region: 181-1566 (461 amino acids)
Cellular component (GO): membrane
Source: RefSeq, a predicted model, not a curated record
AGAGUGACUGGGCGGCUGGACCCGGGGGCGGGGCCUGGCCGCGGUGGGCAGUUGUUUUCACCCGGGCGGCGGUGCCUGGGCGCUCAGCCUGGGGCUCGGCGUGCCCGGGCGCGGCGUGGGGAAGCUGGGCCCGGAGCGGCGCGGGAGGUGGCAGCGUUCGGGUCGUCUGCCGCCGCCGUGAUGUCCGCUGAGUGCUGUGCAGGCCAGCUGGCCUGCUGCUGCGGCUCCGCCGGCUGCUCCCUGUGCUGUGGCUGCUGCCCCAAGAUCCGCCAGUCCCGGAGCACGCGCUGCAUGUAUGCGCUGUACUUCAUCCUGGUCGCCGUGCUCUGCUGCAUCAUGAUGUCGCACACCGUGGCCAACGAGAUGCGGCGGCAUAUCCCGUUUUUCGAGGACAUCUGCAAGGGCAUCCGGGCCGGCGACAAGUGCGAGCUGCUGGUGGGGUACUCGGCGGUGUACCGCGUCUGCUUCGGCAUGGCCUGCUUCUUCUUCGUCUUCUGCCUCCUGACCUUGAAAAUCAACAAUAGCAAAAGCUGCCGGGCCCACAUUCACAAUGGCUUUUGGUUCUUCAAGCUGCUGCUGCUGGGGGCCAUGUGCUCGGGGGCCUUCUUCAUUCCGGACCAGGAGACCUUUCUCAACGCCUGGCGCUAUGUGGGAGCCGUUGGAGCCUUCAUCUUCAUCUUCAUCCAGCUCCUCCUGAUCGUGGAAUUUGCACACAAGUGGAAUAAGAACUGGACCGCGGGCACAGCCAGCAACAAGCUGUGGUACGCCUCACUGGCCCUGGUGACUCUGAUCAUGUACUCUGUGGCCACUGGGGGCUUGAUCCUGAUGGCGGUGUUCUACACGCAGAAGGACGGCUGUGUGGAAAACAAGAUCUUCCUGGGUGUCAACGGAGGCCUCUGCGUGCUCAUUUCCCUCGUAGCCAUCUCGCCCUGUGUGCAAAACCGACAGCCGCACUCUGGGCUGCUGCAGUCGGGCCUCAUCAGCUGCUAUGUCACAUACCUCACCUUCUCGGCGCUGACCAGCAAGCCCGUGGAAGUCGUGCAAGACGUGCAUGGGAGGAACAUGACCAUCUGUGUCCCCGACUUCGGCCAGGACUUGUACAGAGACGAGAACCUGGUUACGGGCCUGGGCACUGCCCUGCUCAUCGGCUGCAUCCUGUACUCAUGCCUGACGUCCACAACAAGGUCCAGUUCUGACGCGCUGCAGGGCCGGUAUGCGGCCCCCGAGCUGGAGGUGACCCGCUGCUGCUUCUGCUUUGCUCCUGACGGGAAGGACACGGAGGAGGCCGGCAGCGUGAAGGAGGGGCCGCGCGUCAUUUACGACGAGAAGAGGGGCACGGUGUACAGCUACUCCUUCUUUCACCUGGUGUUCCUGUUGGCCUCCCUCUACGUGAUGAUGACCGUCACCAGCUGGUUCAACUAUGAAAGCGCCAACAUCGAGACGUUCUUCAGCGGGAGCUGGUCCAUCUUCUGGGUCAAGAUGGCCUCAUGCUGGAUGUGCGUGCUGCUCUACCUGUGGACGCUCGUGGCCCCACUCUGCUGCCCCACACGGCAGUUCUCCGUGUGAGGGGCUGCACAGGAACCGCCCUCCAAAAAGUGGCCCUCUGCCCUGGUCUGAGCGGUGCCUGGCCCCUGUGGAAAGCUCACAGCCCCCAUGCCCACCACACACACCCCC